AUGUCAGGGACUCCUCGAUGCGGGGAGAGGGUGCGUAGCUCUCCACAGAUCUCCAAGACGGUCACUGCGGCCAGAGGGUGUCACUUCGUGAAAGCACUCCUUCCUGGCAGCUUCCCCCAAGGUGGUGCUGAACCCUAUGACAUCCUGGGAGACUCUUUGGAACAGCUCCUUCCAGUAUUGGGCUAUAACGUUCAUCCCAAGGAUUCAUUGGUCUGCCCCCAGACAGUCAUCCUUCACAAUCCCAACCCCCUUGGCUGGAACUUGCACUCCUCCCACAACAAAAUCCACGACCGCAUGGCCGACACAGGGGAUGUCUCUGAGUUCAAUACCAUCAUCCCAAAACUGCUGCAAGGCAAACUCUCCCAGCUGAACGUGUCUAACUCCAUCUCACUGGAGCGCCGCAAGGAUGCUUGCUCUCACCUCUACUCACUCUACACCAAUGACUCCACCUCCAACAACGCGUCUGUCAUACUAAUCAGGUUUGCAGAUGACACCAACCUGGUCGGCCAGCCCCACUUCAAGUGCCAUGCGAGAGUGGGCAUCCAGCCGGUGCGGAUUGUGCCAGCUCAGCGCGUUUGGUCUCCGGUGCACUGUUUCGGUCCAGGGUAUCCUGUGCCGGCUCUGCGUACUGUGUCUCCGGGGCGUUGGGAGGGUUCAGUUCGCCCUAUGCCUGUGCUCCGCCAGGUGCCGGGCGAAGGUUCUCCCUCAUGUCCGGCGCUGCCAGAGCCUCCCGCCCCCCUGUCCGGAUCUUCCAGAGUCUCCCGCCCCUCUGUCCGGCGCCGCCAGAGUCUCCCGCCCCACUGUCCGGCACUGCCAGAGUCUCCCGCCGACCUGUCCGGCGCCGCCAGAGUCUCCCAUCCCUCUGUCCUGCACCGCCAGAGUCUCCCGCCCCACUGUCCGGCACUGCCAGAGUCUCCCGCCCCACUGUCCGGCGCUGCCAGAGUCUCCCGCCCCCUGUCCGGCACUGCCAGAGUCUCCCGCCACCCUGUCCGGAUCUUCCAGAGUCUCCCGCCCCCCUGUCAGGCGCUGCCAGAGUCUCCCGCCCCACUGUCCGGCACUGCCAGAGUCUCCCGCCCCACUGUCAGGCGCUGCCAGAGUCUCCCGCCCCCUGUCCGGCGCUGCCAGAGUCUCCCGCCCUCUGUCCGGAGCUGCCAGAGUCUCCCGCCCCCCCUGUCCGGCACUGCCAGAGUCUCCCGCCCCCUUGUCCGGAUCUUCCAGAGUCUCCUGACCCCCUGUCCAGCGCUGCCAGAGUCUUUGGCCCCUCUGUCCGGCUGUUACGGAUACCAGUAUCCUACUGUCGGGCCAAAAGGAUUUGUAACAUCGGCGCUGCCAGAGUCUCCGGCCCCCUGUCCGACGCCGCCAGAGUCUCCCGCCCCCCUGUCCGGCACUGCCAGAGUCUCCCGCCCCCCUGUCCGGCGCCGCCAGAGUCUCCCGUCCCUCUGUCCGGCGCCGCCAGAGUCUCCCGCCCCCCUGUCCGGCGCCGCAAGAGUCUCCCGCCCCCGUCCAGCGCCACCAGAGUCGCAACUCCUCAGUCCAGAGGCGCCAGAGUCUCCCGCCCCCUGUCCGGCCCUGCCAGAGUCUCCCACCCCUCUGUCCGGCGCUGCCAGAGUCUCCCGCCCCACUGUCCGGCGCUGCCAGAGUCUCCCGCCCCACUGUCCGGCGCUGCCAGAGUCUCCCGCCCUCUGUCCGGCGCUGCCAGAGUCUCCGGCCCCUCUGUCCGACACCGCCAGAGUCUCCCGCCCCCCUGUCCGGCACUGCCAGAGUCUCCCGCCCCCCUGUCUGGCGCCGCCAGAGUCUCCGCCCCCUGUCCGGCGCAGCCAGAGUCUCCCAGCCCCUCAGUCCAGAGGCGCCAGAGUCUCCUGUCCCCCUGUCCAGGGCUGCCAGAGUCUCCCACCCCCCUGUCCGGCGCAGCCAGAGUCUCCCGCCCCCCUGUCCGGCGCUGCAAGAGUCUCCCGCCCCCCUGUCCGGCGCAGCCAGAGUCGCAGCCCCUCAGUCCAGAGGCGCCAGAGUCUCCCACCCCCCUGUACGGGGCCGCCAGAGUCUUCCGCCCCCCUGUCCGGCGCCGCCAGAGUCUCCCGCCCCCCUGUCCGGCGCUGCCAGAGUCUCCCGCCCCACUGUCCGGCACUGCCAGAGUCUCCCGCCCCCCUGUCCGGCGCCGCCAGAGUCUCCCGCCCCAUUAGUCUCCGGCCCCUCUGUCCGGCGCUGCCAGAGUCUCCGGCCCCUCUGUCCGGCGCUGCCAGAGUCUCCGGUUCCUCGGUCCGGCGCUGCCAGAGUCUCCGGCCCCUCUGUCCGGCGCUGCCAAAGUCUCCGGCCCCCUGUCCGGCAAUGCCAGAGUCUCCCGCCCCCUGUCCGGCGCCUGCCAGAGUCUCCCGCCCCCUGUCCGGCACUGCCAGAGUCUCCCGCCCCUGUCCGGCGCUGCCAGAAUCUCCCGCCCCCUGUCCGGCGCUGCCAGAGUCUCCCGGCCCCCUGUCCGGCAAUGCCAGAGUCUCCCGCCCCCUGGCCGCCUGCCAGAGUCUCCCGCCCCAUUGUCCGCGCCGCCAGAGUCUCCCGCCCCAUUGUCCGGCGCUGCCAGAGUCUCCCGGCCCCUCUGUCCGGCGCUGCCAGAGUCUCCGGCCCCCUGUCCGGCAAUGCCAGAGUCUCCCGCCCCCCUGUCCGGCGCCGCCAGAGUCUCCCGCCCCAUUGUUCGGCGCUGCCAGAGUCUCCCGCCCCUCUGUCCGGCGCUGCCAGAGUCUCCCGCCCCCUGUCCGGCGCUGCCAGUGUCUCCCGCCCCACUGUCCGGCACUGCCAGAGUCUCCCGCCCCCCUGUCCGGCGCCGCCAGAGUCUCCCGCCCCAUUGUCCGGCGCUGCCAGAAUCUCCCGCCCCCCUGUCCGGCGCUGCAAGAGUCUCCCGCCCCCCUGUCCGGCGCAGCCAGAGUCGCAGCCCCUCAGUCCAGAGGCGCCAGAGUCUCCCACCCCCCUGUCCGGUUGCCGCCAGAGUCUUCCGCCCCCCUGUCCGGCGCCGCCAGAGUCUCCCGCCCCCCUGUCCGGCGCUGCCAGAGUCUCCCGCCCCACUGUCCGGCACUGCCAGAGUCUCCCGCCCCCCUGUCCGGCGCCGCCAGAGUCUCCCGCCCCAUUGUCCGGCGCUGCCAGAAUCUCCCGCCCCCUGUCCGGCGCUGCAAGAGUCUCCCACCCCCUGUCUGGCGCAGCCAGAGUCGCAGCCCCUCAGUCCAGAGGCGCCAGAGUCUCCCACCCCCUGUCCGGUUGCCGCCAGAGUCUUCCGCCCCCUGUCCGGCGCCGCCAGAGUCUCCCGCCCCUCUGUCCGGCGCUGCCAGAGCCUCCGGCCCCCUGUCCGGCAUUGCCAGAGUCUCCGGCCCCCUGUCCGGCGCCGCCAGAGUCUCCCGCCCCCUGUCCGGUGCCGCCAGAAACUCCGCCCCCUGUCCGGCGCCGCCAGAGUCUCUCCCACCCUCCUCCUCGGCGCCACCAGAAUCUCCCGCCCCCUGUCCGGCGCUGCAAGAGUCUCCCGCCCCCUGUCCGGCGCAGCCAGAGUCGCAGCCCCUCAGUCCAGAGGCGCCAGAGUCUCCCACCCCCUGUCCGGGGCUGCCAGAGUCUCCGCCCCCUGUCCGGCGCUGCCAGAAUCUCCCGCCCCCUGUCCGGCGCUGCAAGAGUCUCCCGCCCCCUGUCCGGCGCAGCCAGAGUCGCAGCCCCUCAGUCCAGAGGCGCGCCAGAGUCUCCCACCCCCUGUCCGGGGCCGCCAGAGUCUUCCGCCCCCCUGUCCGGCGCCGCCAGAGUCUCCCGCCCCCCUGUCCGGCGCCGCCAGAGUCUCCCGCCCCACUGUCCGGCACUGCCAGAGUCUCCCGCCCCCUGUCCGGCGCAGCCAGAGUCUCCCGCCCCAUUGUCCGGCGCUGCCAGAGUCUCCCGCCCCUCUGUCCGGCGCUGCCAGAGUCUCCGGCCCCUCUGUCCGGCGCUGCCAGAGUCUCUGGCCCCUCGGUCCGGCGCUGCCAGAGUCUCCGGACCCUCGGUCCGGCGCUGCCAGAGUCUCCGGCCCCUCUGUCCGGCGCUGCCAGAGUCUCCGGCCCCUCUGUCCGGCGCUGCCAGAGUCUCCGGCCCCUCUGUCCGGCGCUGCCAGAGUCUACGGUUCCUCUGUCCGGCGCUGCCAGAGUCUCCGGCCCCUCUGUCCGGCGCUGCCAAAGUCUCCGGCCCCCUGUCCGUCGCUGCCAGGUUCUCCCGCCCCCCUAUCCCGCGCUGCCAGAGUCUCCCGCCCCCUGUCCGGCGCUGCCAGAGUCUCCCCCCCCCCCUGUCUGGCGCCGCCAGAGUCUCCCCCCCCUGUCCGGCAAUGCCAGAGUCUCCCCGCCCCCUGGCCGGCGAUGCCAGAGUCUCCCGCCCCCUGUCCGGCACUGCCAGAGUCUCCCGCCCCCUGUCCGGCGCUGCCAGAAUCUCCCGCCCCCUGUCCGGCGCCGCCAGAGUCUCCCGCCCCCUGUCCGGCGCUGCCAGAGUCUCCCGCCCCACUGUCCGGCCCUGCCAGAGUCUCCCGCCCCCCUGUCCGGCGCCGCCAGAGUCUCCCGCCCCACUGUCCGGCGCAGCCAGAAUCUCCCGCCCCCCUGUCCGGCGCUGCAAGAGUCUCCCGCCCCCCUGUCCGGCGCAGCCAGAGUCGCAGCCCCUCAGUCCAGAGGCGCCAGAGUCUCCCACCCCCUGUCCGGUUGCCGCCAGAGUCUUCCGCCCCCUGUCCGGCGCCGCCAGAGUCUCCCGCCCCCUGUCCGGCGCGCCAGAGUCUCCCGCCCCACUGUCCGGCACUGCCAGAGUCUCCCGCCCCCUGUCCGGCACCGCCAGAGUCUCCCGCCCCAUUGUCCGGCGCUGCCCAGAAUCUCCCGCCCCCUGUCCGGCGCUGCAAGAGUCUCCCACCCCCCUGUCUGGCGCAGCCAGAGUCGCAGCCCCUCAGUCCAGAGGCGCCAGAGUCUCCCACCCCCCUGUCCGGUUGCCGCCAGAGUCUUCCGCCCCCCUGUCCGGCGCCGCCAGAGUCUCCCGCCCCUCUGUCCGGCGCUGCCAGAGCCUCCGGCCCCCUGUCCGGCAUUGCCAGAGUCUCCGGCCCCCCUGUCCGGCGCCGCCAGAGUCUCCCGCCCACCUGUCCGGUGCUGCCAGAGACUCCCGCCCCCCUGUCCGGCGCCGCCAGAUUCUCCCACCCUCCUCCUCGGCGCCACCAGAAUCUCCCGCCCCCCUGUCCGGCGCUGCAAGAGUCUCCCGCCCCCCUGUCCGGCGCAGCCAGAGUCGCAGCCCCUCAGUCCAGAGGCGCCAGAGUCUCCCACCCCCCUGUCCGGGGCUGCCAGAGUCUCCCGCCCCCUGUCCGGCGCUGCCAGAAUCUCCCGCCCCACUGUCCGGCGCUGCAAGAGUCUCCCGCCCCCCUGUCCGGCGCAGCCAGAGUCGCAGCCCCUCAGUCCAGAGGCGCCAGAGUCUCCCACCCCCCUGUCCGGGGCCGCCAGAGUCUUCCGCCCCCCUGUCCGGCGCCGCCAGAGUCUCCCGCCCCCUGUCCGGCGCCGCCAGAGUCUCCCGCCCCACUGUCCGGCACUGCCAGAGUCUCCCGCCCCCCUGUCCGGCGCCGCCAGAGUCUCCCGCCCCACUAGUCUCCGGCCCCUCUGUCCGGCGCUGCCAAAGUCUCCGGCCCCCUGUCCGUCGCUGCCAGGUUCUCCCGCCCCCUAUCCCGCGCUGCCAGAGUCUCCCGCCCCCCUGUCCGACGCCCCCAGAGUCUCCCGCCCCCCUGUCUGGCGCCGCCAGAAUCACCCGCCCCUGUCCGGCGCUGCCAGAGUCUCCCGCCCCCUGUCCGGCAAUGCCAGAGUCUCCCGCCCCCUGGCCGGCGAUGCCAGAGUCUCCCGCCCCCUGUCCGGCACUGCCAGAGUCUCCCCCCCUGUCCGGCGCUGCCAGAAUCUCCCGCCCCCUGUCCGGCGCCGCCAGAGUCUCCCGCCCCCUGUCCGGCGCUGCCAGAGUCUCCCGCCCCACUGUCCGGCACUGCCAGAGUCUCCCGCCCCCCUGUCCGGCGCCGCCAGAGUCUCCCGCCCUCCUCCACGGCGCCACCAGAAUCUCCCGCCCCCUGUCCGGCGCUGCAAGAGUCUCCCGCCCCCCUUUCCUGCGCAGCCAGAGUCGCAGCCCCUCAGUCCAGAGGCGCCAGAGUCUCCCACCCCCUGUCCGGGGCUGCCAGAGUCUCCCGCCCCCUCUCCGGCGCUGCCAGAAUCUCCCGCCCCCCUGUCCGGCGCUGCAAGAGUCUCCCGCCCCCCUGUCCGGCGCAGCCAGAGUCGCAGCCCCUCAGUCCAGAGGCGCCAGAGUCUCCCGCCCCCCUGUCCGGGGCCGCCAGAGUCUUCCGCCCCCCUGUCUGGCGCCGCCAGAGUCUCCCGCCCCCCUGUCCGGCAAUGCCAGAGUCUCCCGCCCCCCCUGGCCGGCACUGCCAGAGUCUCCCGCCCCCUGUCCGGCGCUGCCAGAAUCUCCCGCCCCCCUGUCCGGCGCUGCAAGAGUCUCCCGCCCCCCUGUCCGGCGCAGCCAGAGUCGCAGCCCCUCAGUCCAGAGGCGCCAGAGUCUCACACCCCCUGUCCGGGGUUGCCAGAGUCUCCCGCCCCCUGUCCGGCGCUGCCAGAGUCUUCCGCCCCCCUGUCCGGCGCCGCCAGAGUCUCCCGCCCCCCUGUCUGGCGCCGCCAGAGUCUCCCGCCCCCCCUGGCCGGCGAUGCCAGAGUCUCCCGCCCCCCUGUCCGGCACUGCCAGAGUCUCCCGCCCCCUGUCCGGCGCUGCCAGAAUCUCCCGCCCCCCUGUCCGGCGCUGCAAGAGUCUCCCGCCCCCCUGUCCGGCGCAGCCAGAGUCGCAGCCCCUCAGUCCAGAGGCGCCAGAGUCUCCCACCCCCCUGUCCGGGGCUGCCAGAGUCUCCCGCCCCCUGUCCGGCGCUGCCAGAAUCUCCCGCCCCCUGUCCGGCGCUGCAAGAGUCUCCCGCCCCCUGUCCGGCGCAGCCAGAGUCGCAGCCCCUCAGUCCAGAGGCGCCAAAGUCUCCCGCCCCCCUGUCCGGCGCAGCCAGAGUCGCAGCCCCUCAGUCCAGAGGCGCCAAAGUCUCCCCCCCCUGUCCGGGGCCGCCAGAGUCUUGCGCCCCCUGUCCGGCACCGCCAGAGUCUCCCGCCCCCUGUCUGGCGCCGCCAGAGUCUCCCGCCCCCUGGCCGGCGAUGCCAGAGUCUCCCGCCCCCCUGUCCGGCACUGCCAGAGUCUCCCGCCCCUGUCCGGCGCUGCCAGAAUCUCCCGCCCCCCUGUCCGGCGCUGCAAGAGUCUCCCGCCACCUGUCCGGCGCAGCCAGAGUCGCAGCCCCUCAGUCCAGAGGCGCCAGAGUCUCCCACCCCCCUGUCCGGGGCUGCCAGAGUCUCCCGCCCCCUGUCCGGCGCUGCCAGAAUCUCCCGCCCCCUGUCCGGCGCUGCAAGAGUCUCCCGCCCCCCUGUCCGGCGCAGCCAGAGUCGCAGCCCCUCAGUCCAGAGGCGCCAAAGUCUCCCACCCCCCUGUCCGGGGCCGCCAGAGUCUUCCGCCCCCCUGUCCGGCGCCGCCAGAGUCUCCCGCCCCCCUGUCCGGCGCUGCCAGAGUCUCCCGCCCCACUGUCCGGCACUAACAGAGUCUCCCGCCCCCCUGUCCGGCGCCGCCAGAGUCUCCCGCCCCAUUGUCCGGCGCUGCCAGAGUCUCCCGCCCCUCUGUCCGGCGCUGCCAGAGUCUCCGGCCCCUCUGUCCGGCGCUGCCAGAGUCUCUGGCCCUCGGUCCGGCGCUGCCAGAGUCUCCGGACCCUCGGUCCGGCGCUGCCAGAGUCUCCGGCCCCUCUGUCCGGCGCUGCCAGAGUCUCCGGCCCCUCUGUCCGGCGCUGCCAGAGUCUCCGGCCCUUCUUUCCGGCGCUGCCAGAGUCUCCGGUUCCUCUGUCCGGCGCUGCCAGAGUCUCCGGCCCCUCUGUCCGGCGCUGCCAAAGUCUCCGGCCCCCUGUCCGUCGCUGCCAGAUUCUCCCGCCCCCUCUCCCGCGCUGCCAGAGUCUCCCGCCCCCCUGUCCGGCGCCCCCAGAGUCUCCCGCCCCCCUGUCUGGCGCCGCCAGAAUCACCCGCCCCCUGUCCGGCGCUGCCAGAGUCUCCCGCCCCCCUGUCUGGCGCCGCCAGAGUCUCCCGCCCCCCUGUCCGGCAAUGCCAGAGUCUCCCGCCCCCCCUGGCCGGCGAUGCCAGAGUCUCCCGCCCCCCUGUCCGGCACUGCCAGAGUCUCCCGCCCCCCUGUCCGGCGCAGCCAGAGUCUCCGGCCCCUCUGUCCGGCGCUGCCAGAGUCUCCUGUUCCUCUGUCCGGCGCUGCCAGAGUCUCCCGCCCCCUUGUCCGGCGCUGCCAGAGUCUCCCGCCCCCCUGUCCGGCGCUGCCAAAGUCUCCCACCCCCUGUCCGGGGCCGCCAGAGUCUUCCGCCCCCCUGUCCGGCGCCGCCAGAGUCUCCCGCCCCCCUGUCCGGCGCUGCCAGAGUCUCCCGCCCCACUGUCCGGCACUGCCAGAGUCUCCCGCCCCCCUGUCCGGCGCCGCCAGAAGUCUCCGGUUCCUCUGUCCGGCGCUGCCAGAGUCUCCGGCCCCUCUGUCCGGCGCUGCCAAAGUCUCCGGCCCCCUGUCCGUCGCUGCCAGAUUCUCCCGCCCCCCUAUCCCGCGCUGCCAGAGUCUCCCGCCCCCCUGUCCGGCGCCCCCAGAGUCUCCCCGCCCCCUGUCUGGCGCCGCCAGAAUCACCCGCCCUGUCCGGCGCUGCCAGAGUCUCCCCCCUGUCUGGCGCCGCCAGAGUCUCCCGCCCCCCUGUCCGGCAAUGCCAGAGUCUCCCGCCCCCUGGCCGGCGAUGCCAGAGUCUCCCGCCCCCUGUCCGGCACUGCCAGAGUCUCCGCCCCCUGUCCGGCGCAGCCAGAGUCUCCGGCCCCUCUGUCCGGCGCUGCCAGAGUCUCCUGUUCCUCUGUCCGGCGCUGCCAGAGUCUCCCGCCCCCUUGUCCGGCGCUGCCAGAGUCUCCCGCCCCCUGUCCGGCGCUGCCAAAGUCUCCCACCCCCUGUCCGGGGCCGCCAGAGUCUUCCGCCCCCCUGUCCGGCGCCGCCAGAGUCUCCCGCCCCCCUGUCCGGCGCUGCCAGAGUCUCCCGCCCCACUGUCCGGCACUGCCAGAGUCUCCCGCCCCCCUGUCCGGCGCCGCCAGAGUCUCCCGCCCCAUUGUCCGGCGCUGCCAGAAGUCUCUGGCCCCUCGGUCCGGCGCUGCCAGAGUCUCCGGACCCUCGGUCCGGCGCUGCCAUAGUCUCCGGCCCCUCUGUCCGGCGCUGCCAGAGUCUCCGGCCCCUCUGUCCGGCGCUGCCAGAGUCUCCGGCCCCUCUGUCCGGCGCUGCCAGAGUCUCCGGUUCCUCUGUCCGGCGCUGCCAGAGUCUCCGGCCCCUCUGUCCGGCGCUGCCAAAGUCUCCGGCCCCCUGUCCGUCGCUGCCAGAUUCUCCCGCCCCCUAUCCCGCGCUGCCAGAGUCUCCCGCCCCCCUGUCCGGCGCCCCCAGAGUCUCCCGCCCCCCUGUCUGGCGCCGCCAGAAUCACCCGCCCCCUGUCCGGCGCUGCCAGAGUCUCCCCCUGUCUGGCGCCGCCAGAGUCUCCCGCCCCCCUGUCCGGCAAUGCCAGAGUCUCCCGCCCCCCCUGGCCGGCGAUGCCAGAGUCUCCCGCCCCCCUGUCCGGCACUGCCAGAGUCUCCCGCCCCCCUGUCCGGCGCAGCCAGAGUCUCCGGCCCCUCUGUCCGGCGCUGCCAGACCCUAGUGGAGUGGUGCCAGGAAAAUAACCUCUCCCUCAACCUCAACAAAAUGAAUGAGCUGAUCGUGGACUCCAGGAGACAACAGAGGGAGCACGCCCCCAUCCACAUCAACAGGGCCGCCCUCCAGGACAUCUACAGCGCCUGGUGUUACAGGAAGGCCAAGAAAAUCAUCAAGGACCUCAGCCACCUGAACCACGGACUGUUUACCCUUUUAGAAGGAGGAGACAGUAGUACACGUGCCUCAAAGCUGGGACCGAGAGACUGA
Oncorhynchus masou masou (cherry salmon) is the source of this 10014-nucleotide messenger RNA. RefSeq names its product nascent polypeptide-associated complex subunit alpha, muscle-specific form-like. The record is from RefSeq and is a predicted model, not a curated record. Bases 1 to 10014 code for a protein of 3337 amino acids. The transcript has 13 exons. Lineage: Eukaryota; Metazoa; Chordata; Actinopteri; Salmoniformes; Salmonidae.